Messenger RNA from Podospora pseudocomata, 993 nucleotides. RefSeq lists its product as uncharacterized. NCBI's taxonomy places the organism in Eukaryota, Fungi, Ascomycota, Sordariomycetes, Sordariales, Podosporaceae. Gene Ontology annotation, molecular function: thiosulfate-cyanide sulfurtransferase activity. The transcript has a single exon. The record is from RefSeq and is a predicted model, not a curated record. The coding region runs from base 1 to 993 and encodes 330 amino acids.
AUGCUGCCUUCUCUGGCUCUCCUUCCGGCCAUUGCCGGCCUCCUCCCCUCCGUCUCGGCUGCGGCUCUCUCGAGCAACGCCCAAAAGAUCGAAGACCGUGCCAUCACUCCCCUUGCAUGCCUCUUCUUUGGUGAUAUCGUUUCGCCAUGGUGGCUCAAUAGAUGCAAGCAGCACCUCGACAUGGUGGUCAUUGACCUCCGGUCCGCUGAAGAGUAUGCCGUUUCCCACAUCCCCGGCAGUAUCAGCGCUCCCUUUGAGCCCAUCUCCGCCUGGUCUCAGAUGGGCCCCGGCGAUCUCCUUCUCGAGCUCCCAGAGUACAAUGACCUCGCCGCCUUCCUCGGCUCCAUCGGCGUGGGAAACUCCCCAUCCACCGCCACCAAGAUCGUUCUCGUCAACGGCGUCGGUGUUCCCGCCUUCCCUCAGGCUGCCGGGCCCCGUGUGGCCCUGACCCUCAAGUUUGCCGGUCUCUCCACGGGCCGUGUUGCUAUCCUGGAUGGUGGAUUCCCUGCCUGGACCUCCGAGUCUCUUCCCAGCACCACCGAGGUUCCCGUCCCUGUUCCCAAGACCUUCAUCUCCUCUCCUGACAGGAGCUUCCUCGUCGACAUCAACUACGUCGCCUCCAAGAUCAACAAGAACAGACAGGGCAUCUUCAUCCUCGACGGCCGUGACCAGGCUGUCUACAACGGCUCUGUCCUCGAAGAGUGGGCUCAGAGACCCGGCCACAUCCCUUCGGCCAAGAACCUCCCCACACAGAAGGUCUGGAACCCGGAUGGAAGCUUCAAGAGCACCUUUGAACUUCUCGCCCUGCUCCGCCAGCAAAUCGGCUAUGGCGCUUCUCGUUCAUACGGUGAGAUCAUUGUGAGCUGCGGCGUUGGUGGAUACGCCUCGGGGCUUUACUGGGUGCUCACGAGAAUGCUUGGAUUCGACAAUGUGAAGUUCUUUGACGGAAGCGCCCAGCAGUGGAGCAAUGAGGGCUACCCUAUGGAGUUGUAG